This is a messenger RNA of Penicillium arizonense, 1677 nucleotides long. RefSeq lists its product as uncharacterized. The coding region runs from base 1 to 1677 and encodes 558 amino acids. NCBI's taxonomy places the organism in Eukaryota, Fungi, Ascomycota, Eurotiomycetes, Eurotiales, Aspergillaceae. The record is from RefSeq and is a predicted model, not a curated record. The transcript has 3 exons.
AUGGCAUUUGACAACCUUCCCCUAGAGAUAAAAAUCCUGAUCAUCGCAAAGCUCACCAGUGACAACCUGACUCUGGCCAGACUUGGUGCCUGCAACAAGGAGCUCGCCCGCCUAACCGGCCCAAGCCAGUGGUCACAUAUUAGGUUGGGGGCUGGGCCCAUUGGCACAGAUCGGGCGCUCAGCGAGACACCCUUGGGAAAUCAACAAGACGCGAUAAAUUAUCGUAUUAAGCUCCGUCACUUUACUACCACAGUUCUCCGGUUUCCCGAGCUUGCGAAAGAAGUCCGAUUCCUCGAUCUGAGUGACUUAAAUCUCCUGUGCGGGGCCAAUGGACAUAUUGUGCGCAGAGACCAGAAAUUGCCCGGGGCUUAUGACACCAAUCCCGAAGACCGCAGCUUGCUUUCCAAUGCCAUUCAUAACUUGUCAAUCUCCAAGACAAACACAUACCACCUGCGAUCUGCUCUUCGAUUCAAGUCUCUACGCUCGGAUACCAUACUGUCAGUGCUGCUGGUAUCCCUUCCUUGCCUCGAGCGGCUCGAGAUCGGCCUUGGACACGCGAACUAUGACGGCUUUGACAAUGAGUUCUUGGUUGACGACUUGGUGCAAGAUAUUUUGUGCGAGAUUCCAGGUGGAGAAGUCUUGAUUAACACAAAACCUGUCCUUGAAGGGCUGACUCAUUUAAAAAUCGAAUGCCGUGACACUUCCGCAGGCGACCCUGUUCGUCUUAUGAGAUGGCUUCAGCUACCAUCGUUGACAUAUUUCUUUGGCACCAAAUGGAGCGGUCUCAACCUGGAGGACGAAGAUAUCAAAGAUCUACCUACCGUGCUCACACCGUCGCUCAUUCUCCUGGAAUUUCGCGAUUGCGCAUUUACCGCUCCUUAUCUCCACCGUAUUCUCGCAGGAUGUGAUUCCCUCGAGACCUUGAUCUAUCAACGUGGAUGGUCCGAGGAAGUAGUGAAAGAAGAAGACGAUGAUGACCAUGGACAAGACCCUGGACAAACUGGGCAAGAUGACAACGACGAAGAGCAAGAAGACAAGGACAUCCUGCUGGUCUCCGAUCUCACAGCCGCGCUCCGAACGAGAUGCGACACAUUGAAUCCCUCGAGCUCUCGUUUGCCAACAAAGUAUCUCAUCUGGAGCCCGCACAAAGAAAGCAUGUACGGUAAAUUCAGCAAUGGACUUAAGCUGGAGUUGUUUGAUAGAAUGGGACUGCGGACAAACCCCAAGAUUCCCCUGCAUGCCCGUCUUCCCAGGACACUUGAGCUUCUGUCAAUCACAAGUCCACAGAACCAGACUGAGCUCCGCAACUUGAUUCCUGUCUUGUGUACACUUCUUCGUCACCGACAGAAACACCUUCCAACCCUUCGAGAGCUCCGAAUCGAAGCUCCCAUUGAAGGAGAUCCAACGGUAUUCGGACUGCAGUGGCUCAAACAGGAGGCAGAUAAUGCCGGCAUCCAACUCCGCAUCAUUGACAGCGCCUCUACAUUUGCAGUGUCGUGGUUGCGUCCGUUGGUGAAUGUGCCUGAGCCGCAGGGGGUGGCUGUCGACUGGGGCAUGAAUGGCGAGUUCAAGUGGGGACAUCGGUUUUGGCAAGCUCCUCGGUUCCACACUUUGCACGAGGGCACUUACUCAAGCGGCGAGGAAGACAUCGCAGUGGAUGUCAAAUAUGAAAACUAA